CUCCCCCACACCAUCACUUUCUCUUUCUUCCCUCAUGACUCUGUGCCCGCUCUCUUCUUCCUUACUACGCUUCUCUCUCUACAUCAUUCUUCUUUCUCCUAUUCUCCCACCCUCCCUUCUGCUCUCCUCUCCUCCGAGUGGCGACACUGUGACUGCCUGCGUCAGCCAGCCCUUGCCAGCUAGUGAAAGCUGCUACUGGAGGUUGCCGUAUCCUGCAGAGAUCCCUGUGUUUGUGUGUGUGUGUGUGUGUGCGUAUGUGUGUAAGUGUAUGAGUGCACGCAGAUGGGAAAGCAACUGAGUCAGGGAGGGCUGCCUCUCAUCUCUCCACUGUCAUCGCCAUCCUUUCCUCUCCUCCUCCUCUGCUGCCAUGGAGCUCCAGCAGGCUGAAUCGCAGCAGCAUCUGCAGAAAGGGCUGAGGUAGAUGUGCGUGUGUGUGUGGUGCUCUGUUGGGCCAUUAUGGAGUGUGUGUGUCUGGGAAGGUGGAUGUCGGGCUCGGCCGUCGUGUUCCUUCACACACUGGCCCUGUCCUGGACAGGUGCAAUUGAGCCCAUUCCUAAAAUUGACGGAUGGCACCGGGGAGGUGUGACGCUGCAGGAGAAUGUGACACACCGGUUCAACUGCCAUUCAGAUGGCUGGGACCCCCACGCCCCUCCCAUGCUGACCUGGUAUUUGAACGGCGAGCAGCAGAGAGAUCCAUCGCCAAACCGUGGCCGUCUGGUCAUGACGUCACAAGAGGAUUCUGAGGUGAUGAGACCGGGGUCCAGUCACAACAGCACCUUCUCUUUGAGGGCCAGAAAGUGGGACAGGGAACUGGUGUGUGUCGCAUCAAACCCCAGGACAGGCGAGAGCUACAACGCCACGGUCACGCUCAAUGUCCAGUUCGAGCCAGAAAUCCUCAGGGUGAAUGCCCACUAUAGUGAAACCUCAGACCCCGGACUCUCCCUAGUCCUCUUCGCCUUGGUGCGGUCAAAUCCACCUGCCACGAUCACCUUUGUUGACCAGUCCGGCCAGUUGGUGGCCAAUACCUCUGACUUCCUCAUUCUGGACUCACGAAGCUACCCCUGGCUGACCAAUCACACGCUGAGAGUCACGCUCAGCAGUCUAUCAGGGAAUGUCUCGCUGAAUGCCAGCAACAGUGUGGGAACGGCGCAAAGCAACCUCACACUGGCAGAGUUCCUGCAGUCUCGUGUGGAGGUGCCCAUGCUGGGAAUCGUGACCGGAGGAGCCAUGGCCUUUAUGGCCCUGCUCAUCCUCAGCCUGAUAGUUCUCUGCCUCAUGCAAAAAAACAAGAGCAAGUCUAUUGAGGAUACAGUGGAGAUUGUGAUGACCAAGAAGAGCGAGUCAGCCAAUCUGAAGCCGGAUAAAACUGAUAAGACCCUCAUCCCCAGAGAGAACAUGUCCCUGCCUUCAAACAUGCAGCUCAACGACCUCAGCACUUUAAAGAAAGCCCGAGAGGCCGCCCAGCAGAACAGUGUGGGAGAGGAGAAGAAAGAGGAAGAUGAGGAGGAAGAUCUAUCUUUAGCCUAUGCUGCCAGAGGUUUUGCCAGAUAUCCGAUGGUGGGCUACAUCUAUAAGGUGAACAGCACAAGCAGCGAGGAGAUCUGGCUCUGACGUCCCUGAAUGUAACACACAUACUGUACAUGCAUGCCUUCUACUUCAGAACAGUCCAGCCGUCCCGGAGGAAACCCAGAGCAACUGCCACUCAACCAACAACUCAGGCUGGACUGACACGAACAGGAUCCAGGAUCUUGUUGGUGGAGUUUAACACCAUUCUGCUGACCGCAUCGACAUGAUCACGAGUUUCAUAACCACACAAGGAAACUGUCUGUGUGUUUGUUACCAAGUGCUCGGUAUUUACACUGCUGACAUGUUGUCUCAACAGUAUGAACUGCAAUUGAAGCGCUCAUCUUUCAGUUUGUUUCAACAUGAUCUCCUGUAAACAUGCUCAUAAUGUCCCUCGUCUGUGUUGCAUUACUGGAAUGCAUUAAAUGUUCUAUGCUAACGCUGAUACCUGAAUAAGAUGGUGCAUAAUUAUAGAAUAUGUAUUUGGUCAUGGAAAUGUUAAGAUGCAAUGUACUGUAUAUUUGUAUGCAUAUGUAUAUGUGUAUAAAAGAAGAUGUCUAAUAAAGAUAAUAUCAAG
Pelmatolapia mariae (spotted tilapia) is the source of this 2140-nucleotide messenger RNA. Its product is annotated as transmembrane protein 25. The transcript has 9 exons. Gene Ontology annotation, biological process: negative regulation of excitatory postsynaptic potential. Lineage: Eukaryota; Metazoa; Chordata; Actinopteri; Cichliformes; Cichlidae. The record is from RefSeq and is a predicted model, not a curated record. The coding region runs from base 457 to 1611 and encodes 384 amino acids.